UGCAAUUAGUGACACGUUUAUUUACGCGCAACCAGUUCGUAGAGAGACGCCUACAGUACUGCCACACAAUUGCAAUCAGAUAUUUCCUAUUGGUCCGACGCUCUCACCUUGUCCGUGUUUGUGGCUUUCAACAUGCUCGAAUCUGACUCUCUGAAGCGGUUUAAUCCACGUCGCAUGCUUCCGUUCUUAUAGCUUAUGGGAUUCGAUCAAUGUCGGCCACGUCCUUUAUUGUUUGCGAGUUGUGUUCUGUGCUGCUUCUCUUCUUGAGUUUAACUUCCCAUCAGUGUUAUGUCUCUGCUGAAAAGAGCCCACUCAUACUAGUGCCUGGUGACGGUGGGAGUCAAGGUUAUUGCAAGCCCAAGGGAAAAUCCGACUACUUUCUGUUAUGGGUCAAUUUGCGUUAUUUUCUAACUCCAUGGAGCCUAUUCGAAUACUUCGGUCUGAACUUUGACCCAGCGUCUGGUGAAAUUAGUGAUUCGGACGCUUGCGAUGUUGUCUUUCCUGGUUGGGGGGAUACUUGGUCCAUUGAAAACCUUGACACAUCAAAACAUGCUGGCACUACCUAUUUUGGGUAUUUGAUAUCGUACUUACGCAGAGACCCAUACUAUGUGCCAAAUCGGACUAUCCGUGGAACUCCUUUCGACUUCCGAAGGGCGCCAAACCAGAAUCCCACAUUUGUUCAACAGUUGAAAUCACUGAUUGAAGAGACGUACGUCAAUACUGGAAAUCGAAGGGUGGUUGUACUUGCGCAUAGCCUAGGUUGCCUUUACGCACUGUCUUUUCUGGAUAAAAUGUCAGCUACAUGGAAGAAAACGUUUAUCGGUGCAUUCUUGUUUGUCAGCGGGCCUUAUGGUGGCUCUGUGAAAGCAAUGAAAAUCGAGGCGAGUGG
Dicrocoelium dendriticum is the source of this 889-nucleotide messenger RNA. The record is from the annotation of a GenBank genome assembly. Lineage: Eukaryota; Metazoa; Platyhelminthes; Trematoda; Plagiorchiida; Dicrocoeliidae.